GCACUGGCGGGUCUUGGGCACAGGCGGCAGGGCAGGGCAGACUGCCAUACCGGGUCCUGUCAUGGUGAGGGACGAGUGAGGGAAGGGGAGCGCUAUGCGGGCGUGGCGCAGACACCUCUAAGGCCGGAGAGUAGCCACUCUCGCUACCAUGGACAGGGCCCAGCGCCUCCGUCUCAUCCUGCAGGGACUGAUAUGGGCAUGGAUCUACCGACAUGCAGCCGCUGCAGGAGGAAGCUUACUGGAGGCGGUGGACGUGGCUGGGAAGCCCCAAGGAGUGGUGGAGACCAGAGGGAUGUGUGAUGAACGACCCGGCGCGGCAACGACUCCGGACAAGGCUUACAAGGUCACCAAGCAGGCCGUGCUCACCGUCCCCACCGCCAACCUCUUUCCAACUCGAUUUCCGGAGGACUUCAGCAUCAUGGCAACCCUGAGGCCAGAACAGGGGUCGAACUCGGUCCUCUUCGGCCUCUACUCAGACGCGGGCGAAGACCAGCUCUUAGUGGAGGUCGGGGACACGGUGCGGUUCUUUUACCAGGACGAGCGUGGCUCCCCGGAGGAAGGCAACAUCAUUGAGUUCGGGGCGGCAAUAAACGACGGAAAAUGGCACAGGCUAGGCAUCAGCGUGAAGGGGAACAGCGUCACCCUCCUCGUGGACUGCGAGGCCACCACUAACAUGCUGCUGCCCAGACACUCGCCUUCGCACGUCUCCAACGCCGGCAUCAUCCUCAUCGGCCAGCAACUCCUCGAGGACAAGUACUUCGACGGAGACAUCCAACAGCUAGACUUGGUCUCUGGUCCCGAGGCAGCUUACGACCAUUGCCAGACCUUCAUGCCCAACUGUGAUGCCGAGCUGCCGGACCCCAGCGUGCUGACCACCACGCACCUCGAGUACGCGGGCGGCAGCGACGACGAGACGGUGUACUCGGCGUUUGACGCAGACAACUACACGUCAGAUUUUCAAAAUUUUACCUCCACCGAUUACGAUGCCGCCACUGUGUCUCAGUACCUCCCUACUGGCGUUCUAAGAGGGUACCCAGGGCCACCGGGACCACCGGGGCCUAUAGGUCCUAAGGGAGACCCAGGACGGGACGGCAUUCCAGGCACGGACGGCACUUCCGGUCCUCCAGGGCACGUCUUCAUGAUCCCGCUCAACCUGCAGGGCAACGAGAAGGGCCCCGACCAGAUGCUGGAGCAGUUUCAACAACAACUGUCGCAACACAUGAUGGCCAUGCAAGGCAGCUCAGGCCCCAGGGGUCUCACGGGCCUCCCAGGGCCUGAGGGACCUAACGGGGAGCCUGGCCUCAAGGGUGAACCCGGCGACAUGGGGGCAUCGGGUCCGAGAGGCAUGCGUGGACAAAUGGGAGCAUCGGGACAGCGGGGACGCAGAGGACGGCCUGGCAGGGACGGGGAGCGAGGUCUUUCAGGAAUCCCGGGACCUAAGGGCGACGGGGGACUUCGAGGGGUGCCAGGGCUGCCCGGCGACAAGGGACAUCGAGGUGUACAAGGCAUGAGAGGCGAGUCGGGUUUGCCUGGACACGACGGAAUGCCGGGGGAGCCGGGGACGCCGGGUGUGUCUGGUCUGCCCGGGGAAAUGGGUCCACGAGGAUUCAUCGGCCCCAGAGGGUUUCCAGGACUUCCCGGUCCUCCUGGCAUCCCAGGUAGCGAGGGUUCCAUGGGGCCUAAGGGCAACGCAGGUCCUCCUGGUCAGCCAGGACCUUCUGGUCAGGCUGGCACAUCAGGACCUAUCGGCCCCCCUGGCCCACAGGGCUUGCUGGGGCCACCAGGCCCUGCGGGUCCUCGAGGCAAACCUGGUCUCCCUGGUCUGGGUGGUGCUGAUGGUCUUCCGGGACAUCCGGGAAACCCAGGAGGAGUUGGGCCCAAGGGACAUAAGGGUCCCCUGGGUGGCCGGGGACGCGUUGGUUUCCCCGGUCCACGCGGAGUGAAGGGAGACCAGGGUAACCGGGGCCUGCAAGGGGAAAAAGGGCACAAGGGAGAACGAGGGCCUGAUGGACCUAAAGGUGACAUUGGUACUAAAGGAGAGCGUGGAACUGUUGGACCCGAAGGACAAGUCGGUUUGGAGGGACCCGAGGGACCUAAGGGUUUCGAGGGACCCCGAGGAGAGACUGGACCCCAUGGACCCUCCGGGGAGAAGGGAAAGCUAGGAGUCCCGGGGUUUCCCGGAUAUCCGGGCCCUAAUGGAGAGAAGGGCGACAAGGGUUCACCCGGUCUCGUCGGAAGGCCCGGAGAUAAAGGAGAACGGGGCAACCCUGGCCUGAUAGGGGAGCGGGGUGAACAAGGCCCAAGGGGUUUUCGCGGGUCUCGUGGGCGCAGAGGAAAAACUGGACUUUCAGGACCGAAGGGAGAUACUGGUCAGCCAGGACCACCAGGACCUAAUGGCGAACAGGGUCCUCAAGGUCCCGAGGGCCCUGCGGGCUUUGCAGGGGCCCCGGGACCCCCCGGAAUAAAUGGCAAAGACGGCAUUCCAGGUCCCCCAGGAGAGCGAGGUCCACCUGGAGAACCAGGGAACCAAGGGCCCGAUGGUCCCGCCGGAGUGGUGGGUCCGAUGGGUGCUUCGGGAGAACCCGGUUCUUCUGGUGAGCCCGGUCCACCUGGUGCUCCUGGAGUCCCAGGUGAGGAGGGAAGACCAGGCGCGGCUGGAAAGGAGGGACCCGAAGGACCAAUGGGUGCACCGGGCAAGAUUGGUCCCAUAGGCCCCCCUGGACCACCCGGCUUCCCAGGCGAGAGAGGUCAUCCCGGCAUUCCUGGCUCUACCGGCCUCAAGGGUGAAAUGGGUCCUCCAGGACCAACCGGCGCCCCGGGUGACAAAGGAGCCAUGGGCAUUGCCGGCAACGCAGGGCCUCAAGGUCCUCCAGGAAAGGACGGUGCCCCGGGGCCCCGAGGAUCUUCCGGCGCCAAAGGAGAGAGAGGAGACCAAGGCGCGCCCGGACCCACAGGCCGGGAUGGUCUCCUCGGGCCGCGAGGGCUGCCUGGAGCCCCUGGACCAGUUGGGGAACCUGGAGAGGACGGUGACAAGGGCGAGGCUGGACCACCGGGCGAAAAGGGCUUCAAAGGAGGCAAGGGACUCCAGGGUCCACCGGGAGCCCCAGGUCCCCAAGGCCUGAGAGGAGCGCCGGGGACGCCUGGUGCCCCAGGGGAGCGUGGUCCACCAGGAAGAAUGGGUCGCACAGGCAGGAAAGGAGAAGACGGGCCCCAAGGGGUGGCUGGCCCCGCCGGCUCACCUGGAAUCCAAGGUUUGCCGGGAGUAGCAGGAAUGAAGGGUGAAAAGGGCGACUUUGGCCCUCGGGGGCUGCCUGGGGCCAUAGGCACCACCGGUGAACCUGGACAGGCAGGAAGCAAAGGCGCAACUGGACUUCCAGGUCCUACUGGACCUGACGGACAGCAAGGAGAAAAAGGAGAGCCCGGUCAGCAGGGUCCACCUGGUCCACCGGGGAAGGACGGAGAACAUGGCAAAAUGGGCCCUGACGGACCCAAAGGAGAAGAAGGAAAGCCAGGACCUCAGGGAUCCCCAGGAAUCCGGGGUCCCAUCGGCCCACCAGGACCAAAAGGAAAUGCUGGACCACCCGGCUUUCCUGGGUCCCAAGGUGAGCCAGGUAAGCAAGGCCCAAAAGGAGUUCCCGGGAGAGAUGGAGAGGACGGAAGGCAGGGAGACACGGGGCCUCCCGGGGAGCCUGGACUACCAGGGCGCAUGGGGCUGCCCGGCGCCAACGGAAAGCCGGGUCCAGAAGGUCCAGCGGGUGAGCAGGGGGCCACCGGUCCGCCAGGAGAGAAAGGUGACAGAGGUCUUACUGGUCCAGCUGGCCCUGUUGGCCCUACAGGGUCACAAGGGUUGCCCGGACCCCAGGGACUGCCUGGUCUUCGAGGGUCACCUGGUCCUGCCGGAGAUGUGGGCGUUCCCGGUAAGGAGGGCAAACCUGGGCAACCGGGACUGCCUGGACCUAGUGGACAGACGGGGCCGAAAGGCAGACGUGGUCGGAGGGGACCUAAGGGUCACCGAGGAGAGAUGGGUUUAACUGGAACAAAAGGCGACAUGGGCGAGAAAGGAGAACCUGGCAUGAAAGGACCAGAAGGACCCCAGGGCGUGAAAGGAGAACCUGGUCCACCAGGCCUUCAAGGUAUGAAGGGUGGGGAUGGCCCUCGAGGUCUCCCCGGACUUGCAGGUCCUGCUGGUCCCAAGGGUGUUCCAGGAGCCUCAGGGCCAAAAGGAGAAACUGGUCCAUUAGGUCCUCCUGGACCUCCUGGACCUCCUGGGGAGCUGCCAUUACUACCUCCAGAUGUGAUCUUCCAGCGGGACGCUCCCUCAGAAAGGGUUAGGAGGGAUACAAGGCGGGACGACGACUGUAGAAUAGGCGAAGUCUGUGACCCUCCAUCACAGCCCUCCUCUGCCCCCAGGCGAGGGAGGCGAGGCAAACGCAGAAGACUCAGACCCGCCUCGGCGGCUAGACGGAACAGUCGUCGAAGGGCCCGACAACGUGCUAACAGGCACCGAAAGACUGGUGAUGGCAGGGCAAGCAAGAAGGAGAGCAAGGGCGAGGGAAUGGAUGACUUUGACGCCAAGCUGAUGGACAUGUACACCAACAUCUACACGAUGCGGCAAGACCUCGAGCGCAUGAAGAAGCCCAUCGGCACCAAGGACAACCCCGCCAGGACCUGCAAGGACCUCUUCUACGGCCACCCCAAGUUCAAAGACGGCUGGUACUGGAUCGACCCGAACCUUGGGAUGCCUGACGACGCCGUGUACGUCUUCUGCAACAUGAGCGUGUCCGGGGAGACGUGCGUGUUCCCGGACAUCCACUCCUCCAAGAUCAUCAACAUCCCCUGGCGGAGGACGUCGAGGGAGGGCGCCUGGUUUUCUGUCCUUCGGGGCGGCUUCAAGAUCACUUACGAGACUACGGGUGUGGUGCAGAUGACCUUCCUGCGGCUCCUCUCCUCGUACGCGUACCAGAACUUUACGUACACCUGCGUCCGCUCCAAGGCGUGGUUUGACGAAGAGAACCUCAACCACAACAAAGCCAUCAGACUCAUGGGCCAGGACGACCAGAUAUUUUCCAUCGACACCAUCAAGCCCACUGUUAUCACGGACGGAUGUGCUGCCAAAAGCGCCAUACCAGGAGGAACCUCUCGGACGGUGUUUGAAGUGCGAUCGAAGAAACUGGACCAUCUGCCUCUUGUCGACUUCCAGCCCACGGACUACGGACUGCCCAAUCAGGCGUUCGGGUUCGAGGCGGGACCAGUGUGCUUCAAGUAGCCCGAAGGAACGACGACGACUUCACGGAGUGGCGUCACGGUCUGCCUCGCACGUGUCUGACUUCUCCCACAACUGGUCUCCUGCAGCAUCCUCCUCGACUCCAGCCUCCAGCCACUUCCCUUCGAGAGCAGUGCUGCGCGGAAGAAGCCUAAAGGGUGCUGCUGUAAGGGCCGCGACGAGGAGGACAAGGGCGCGUGGAUCAGGCAUGACACAACCCACUACCCACAACGGACAUGGCCACGCUAACAGGACAUGGCAACGGAUUGAUCGACGGAAUUGGACUGACAACCCUGUGAUGACGACUCGCGCGAAGUUUGACCAGAUUCUUGAUACUCUCGGACAAGACCGUGUGUUGACGACCGACCUCCCCCGGACCCGCCGUAGUGGAGUUCGUACUAGUGAUGUAGCUAGCAGCAUCUGUGAAAAUCCUCCUCCCGACUCGCGAGGCUUGGGGCUGGACAGUGCCGCGAUGCGUGACCCAAGCCGCAGUGCGAGGCGAGACGACGGUGUGUGUAAUAAUUGUUGUACAAAGUGUAUACAGUUGGGGUUAAUGUGCUUAAUUAUUAUUAUAAGUCAGGAAGGUGUUGGAAGAAUCACUGCCAGUCUCUCUGUUCCUUACUUUCACCCGCUGUCCUACUCUCUUUCCUCUAGGGGCGAUUUAGAAUAUUGCUUAUACGUUAAGGUGAGCCUUUUUUACAGUGUGUAUAAAGUUUUAGUGGAAGAAAGUGUCCAGUUAUGUUUUCUUAUUAAGCAAGAAUGGAUCUAUUCUUGAAUAAUAA
Messenger RNA from Eriocheir sinensis (Chinese mitten crab), 6045 nucleotides. RefSeq names its product collagen alpha-1(V) chain-like. Lineage: Eukaryota; Metazoa; Arthropoda; Malacostraca; Decapoda; Varunidae. The coding region runs from base 149 to 5266 and encodes 1705 amino acids. The transcript has 29 exons. Gene Ontology annotation, molecular function: extracellular matrix structural constituent. The record is from RefSeq and is a predicted model, not a curated record.